Pomacea canaliculata is the source of this 3758-nucleotide messenger RNA. RefSeq names its product homeobox protein Nkx-2.6-like. Lineage: Eukaryota; Metazoa; Mollusca; Gastropoda; Architaenioglossa; Ampullariidae. Gene Ontology annotation, cellular component: nucleus. The record is from RefSeq and is a predicted model, not a curated record. Gene Ontology annotation, molecular function: RNA polymerase II cis-regulatory region sequence-specific DNA binding; DNA-binding transcription factor activity, RNA polymerase II-specific. Gene Ontology annotation, biological process: regulation of transcription by RNA polymerase II; cell differentiation.
GUGCCAAGACGCUGUGCGGACAGCAACAACAGCACCAAGCACACCAACAAACACAAAGAACAACCACGCCAUGUGCACCAACCAUCAAGACGGAACCCACGACCUUAGUCGGAGAGAAGAGCAAGACGCCCUCCUGCAGCUCUUCUGAUGGCUCCACCCCCACCACAGGGGCUUCGGGGGGCAGCGGAGGCGGCGGCGACUGCCAGUUGCUGAAACAGCGGCAAAAGCGCAAGCCGCGCGUGCUGUUCUCGCAGGCUCAGGUGUACGAGCUGGAGCGGCGCUUCAAGCAGCAGCGCUACCUGUCGGCGCCGGAGCGCGAGCAGAUGGCCAGCAUGCUGAAGCUGACCUCCACGCAGGUCAAGAUUUGGUUCCAGAACCGACGAUACAAGUGCAAGCGCCAACGACAAGACAAGAACUUAGAGUUGUCGGCCAUGCAGCCCCCGCGCCGGGUGGCGGUACCCGUGCUGGUGAAGGACGGCCGACCCUGCCUCAGCCAACCAUGCCUCCCUCCCCAUACUCCUCCGCCCCCUUCAACGUCAACCCCUUCUCCAACUACACCACGGCUCAAGCCUACAACUCGGCAGUCACCGGCCAUCAGAUGCCGGUCAACCACCUACAGCAAGGCUCCUACUCCGUGCAGCCCCAGCUCCACGCGCAAGGCAUCCGGGCCUGGUAAGGGCAGCAGGGCACGGCCAUAGAGACAGCAGGGCAUGGCGGGAAGGACAAGCAUGACGUCAUGGGAAAACCAGAGAAACAUCCUCUCACGCUGGCACUAGCAGCAGAGACUGUGAGAGCUGUACUGUGUGAGAGUGUGUGAGAACUAUACUCAGAUACACUCACUCGUGGCAGAGUGUGAGUAUGUGACAGUGUGUGACAGUGUGACUGUGAGUGCGACAGUGUGAGUGACUGUACUCAGACACACGCACUUUAUAGGACGCGUUGUGUGUUUUUUCAGUUAAAAAAAAAAUGAAAUAAUGAUGUAAUGAAGUAAUGAGUAAUCUUAUCACGAGAGCCAACAUAAUUCUGCCGGAGACGAUGGUGAAAAAGACGUUGCGGAGGACAGAAAGCUAUGCUAUGUCCUUACUAGGAAGCUAUGCCAGGUAGCCUUCAUGUUACUAGGGGGCUAUGACAAGAUGUUUUCAUGUUACUAGGUGACAUGGACUUUUUCAUGCUUUUUAGUGUCGUUCCACGAGCAGCUCACAAUAUGAUUGACACCAUACAAAAACCUCAGUCAUUCCCCGUCCACUCACUCAUUCACACACACAAACAAACAAACAAACAAAGAAACAAACAAAAGAGUAAGUGGUCAUUUUCAAAUGUUGUCUUUGAGACAUUUUGAGAAGACAGACAACAAGGCUACACCGGCUAUUGUCGUCAAACACCCAGUGUGUCUGAGGGUAGCAUGCGAGAAAACUUCUUUCGCCACAAACUGUGCCCACGGGCCGUGUGCAAAACAGACAAUAUGCCUGUCCCACAAACUGCGCCCACGGGCCGUGUGCAAAAUAUGCCUGCCCCACAAACUGUGCCCACGGGCCGUGUGCAAAACAGACACUAUGACUGUCCCACGUGCCAAAUUGUCAUGGAUCUCGACAGAGGUCGGUUAUUUGAAUGUUCAGUUUGUGCCUUUUGUACAGAGGUCUGUUAUUUGAAUGUGUUUUUUGUGCCUUGUGCUAAUUAGCCUUAUUAUUCAAAUCCUUAUGCUAAUUAGCCUUAUUUUUAUGAAAGCUGAAUAUUUUGUUGCCUUUUUCUCCCUUUCCUGUCCAAUGCUGCUGACAGAGAAGAGUAGAUUAGGGAUCGCUUACAGUGUUACACUAACGAACCUUCUACCCGACCAGUACUGUCUACCAUAGUCUACCCGUGGCCUUAUAACUGUUCUCCGACAGAGGACUUUGCUUGACAACAGUUUGCCUCUUUGCUGUGUAACACUGCAUCACAACUCUCCUGUGCCUUGACUGACACUGGUUUGUUUGUUUGUUUUUCUGACAGUCUUUUGUCUCAGCCACUGACACAAAGACACACGAGUCAGCCAUACCGCAUUUAUGCAAUUAUGAUUGCAGCUGGUCGCCAUACCAGCUCGGUUGGAGCAGAGGGCGCUGUGCACGCGAUGCCCAACUGGGUGACGCGGCCCUGGCCUAUCAGGGGCGGCUAUUUACUACACCUACUAAUUACUGCCUUAUCAAAAACGGGGAUUUAUGGCUCGUGCCACUACAGUCGUCAGUGACAACACGGGCAUGGAGAACAAGAGCGGACAACUCAGGCAGACAGGGGCCCGCCACUUGCUCAGGCGAUCAGAUGGGAGGAAUUAACGGCGGGAUGUGGCAAGCAAAAAAAAAAAAAAGAGAGGGACAGUGGGGGGAAACAAGCAAAGAAAAGACCAUAGAUCACGGUGGGGUAGGGGGGCGAUUUGUCGCGUCAUUUAACUAAAUACAUGUUGCGGCAAGACAUGCUCGUUCCCACCAUCCCGCGGGCGCGAGGGCCGUGAGGCGGGCGCUGCGCUUCAAGCGAAACUUGCACCAGAACAACGGCAAAGGCGCGAUCCCAUCGGUCACUGCGCGCCGAUGAUAAACGACGUCGCCGAUAACCGUGCCGCUCGCGCCGCCCCCGAGAUACAGCGGGUCACGGAGUCGCCGCCUCGCUGCCACGCUCCGCUUCACGCUAAACGGCCGCCGUAGGGAAGGGGACGCGGCAAGGGGCAGAUUUCCGGCUUCAGCCAUGCGUGACGGCAAAACGUAACACGGUCCGUUAAAGUCCGAUCAACUCCAGAAGCUCCCCCCCACACCACCACCAUCGCCACCCCCCCCCUUGCUAGACAGAAGGUGUCGGUAAUGGAGUGGGGUGGGGUUAGGAGGAGAGGGGGUUGGGCGUGAGAAGUCUGGUGUGCGUGAAGAUGUCAGCAGUGUCUGUGUGACGUCACCGCCACAGAGUAGAGUGACUUCAUAGCUGCCAACGCUCGGCGGUGACGUCAACAUGGUGGUGUGUGACGUUACCAUGCAUUCACAGUGGUCGGCGCCUGAGGACACGGCUUGCUACGGCUCUGUGUCACGUGAUUUCAGAGAAGAGUAGGAAAUAUCAGGUAGAGAGCUGAUACACGCAGAGCUAGAGGGUCGAGACAUAUUCAGCUAGAGGGUCGACCGUGACAGUAUGCUGACCUAGAGAGCGGAGCGGAGUAUAAAAUGUCUUGUGGAUGGGGGCUUAUUGGGGGCUGGGAGUGAUGGCAGUGACAGGGAAGGUGUAUAAGAACAAUUGCUAUGUCGCUGCCACGAGUGACACAAGUGUAACCGCAAAAUGCCUUUCUGGCCCCCCUCUCCUCCCACACACAUACACACACGUACACAUAUCUCCAGCACACAGACCGAAACACGCUAGCAAGUGCUACACACGUAACUCGGAUGGACUGAAGAAAGGGAAAAAAGAUUAAUCGCGGGUUCGACUUUAUACGCUCACACACUAGGGACAAACAGACUCGUGGGGAAAGUCAGUGAUUUAAGGCUAAGACAAUAGUUUGGUGACUAUGGUGUAAGGACUGUCAGCAUGUCAUCGACUGUCACUAACCCCAUGAUGUCACCGACUAUCACUAACCAUAUGAUGUCACCGUCACUAACCACAUGAUGUCACCGACUGUGGCGGUCUGCUGUAUAUAGUGUAUCGACGACCUCAUGUUUUUUAUUUUGUCUCUAACAUCUUCUCCACUUGUUGUCUUGACUCCUGGCUUCCAUUUGGAACGAUUUUCAUAAUAAUACACAACUACAACUACGUCA